UUCCAAACUAGACGGCCAGAGUACGAAAUAAUCAAUACAAAUUGCUUUCCAGUUAUCAUAGUAAUAUACAAUCACGAGUAACGUUAUACACCGAAGUGGAUAAUCAUGAAAAAUUUAAUGGCUGUGCUUGCAUUUGUUGCGAUUGUGGGGGGAGGCCUCGCCCUUAAAUGCUAUCAAUGUAAUGGGGAUGAUUGUAAAGACAAAGAACCCGAAAAUUGCGGCUUCUUAUUAAACGCAUGUUCAAACUUAACCGGAGUUGGUGUAAUAAAGCGAUACUGCAUGGUGAAUACUGGAACCGGGUGUAUGCAAGAACCUGUCAGUGGUGGAAGGCUAUGUGUUUGCAGUACAGAUGGAUGCAAUGGCGGAGCUUACAAUAUCAAGGGAAAUGUAUUCGUCUUACUCUUCAGUUUAGGCAGUUUUGUUCUUGUCAGAGUCUUGUCCUGAUUUUUUUCUUAUUUUCUAUGAACUACUAUCAUCUUGCAACAUUUUCGAAUAUACCUACAUUACAUCCGUUUUUUCCUA
This is a messenger RNA of Styela clava, 522 nucleotides long. Lineage: Eukaryota; Metazoa; Chordata; Ascidiacea; Stolidobranchia; Styelidae. The record is from RefSeq and is a predicted model, not a curated record.